AUGACCUCCUUAGAAGCCGUCCAACAGAUCCAGAAAUCUCUCCAGACCGAUCUACUGCGGAGAAUGACUGAAUUUGAGAACCAGCUGAAGAUGUCAAAGGAGCCAGCAUCACUCAACAAGCUCUGGGAAGACUACAGUAAGUUUAAGAGUGAUGUCCGUGAUAUCAUGCAGCUUCUCCAACAACAGCUUGAGGAGUUAGUCAGAUCCGUAGACAAUAUUGAGAUGAGGCAUCGGAGAAGAUGUUUACUGUUUGGAGGCAUCAAGGAAGCUGAAAAUGGCGCAAAUGAAGAUGCUUCUGCAGUAAUCUCCGCCAUCCUAGGCGAAAGGUUUCAUAUGGAGGGGAUCUCGUCUAGUUCUUUUGAAGCGUGUCAUAGAAUGGGAUCAAAGAACAAUAGCCGUCCCAGGCCAAUUCUUGUGCGUUUUGUUUGUCCUACCAUAAAGAACACUGUAUGGCGUAAGAAGACAGUCCUCAAAGGAACGACGACAGUAGUUUCCGAGUUCCUCACCCGUCGUCGGCAGGCUCUGUUCACCGAGGCUCGUAGGCGAUUCGGCAUGACCAAAUGCUGGACAUUCGAUGGUUCCAUUUUUGUUAAACCACCCUCGGGGAAGCCCAUCAGCAUAAAUGCACUGGAGGAUCUAGAUCAGGCCGGAAAUGCAUUUGCGGAAACUGCACCUGUUGCUUCCUCAUCUGGGACUGGGGUGGUUUUAAAACAACAUCGCCAACAUCCCCCCAAGACGUGCGAAGUUGCACCUGGGUCUGGUGACAGACAGCAGCGAGCGAAACGAGCGGCUACCAAAAUUAAGUAGUAAAUUGCUUUAAUUACGUACUUAUUCAAUUAUUUUUUCUCUUUUUGGUAAAUAUUACUAUUUCCUGUAGGUAGUUGUUUAUUCAGUGUUGUAUAGUUUGUUUACAUUUUUCGCCAUAGCUACCUACCUACUUUGUUUUGUACGUUAACUGUCACGGGCUGUCAGUGUCAUUUGUGAAUGACAUUGACAUUUUGGUAAUAUUGAUUUUUUAAACUGUUGACGUGACG
Molecule: messenger RNA, 1034 nt
Organism: Amyelois transitella
Lineage: Eukaryota; Metazoa; Arthropoda; Insecta; Lepidoptera; Pyralidae
Exons: 1
Coding region: 1-807 (268 amino acids)
Source: RefSeq, a predicted model, not a curated record